GCAACGCGACGACGCGCGAAGUCACUGACGACCCACCUGAGCGCGUGUAGAGUGCAGAGAACAGACUGCCGACCGCGUCGCGACUCUCGGGGGUCGCAAGAGAGAGGCAGCGGUCGGUGGAGCUCGGAGGAGCCGCGCCAGAGUCGCUGAGAAGGUGAUUCUGAAGAUGGCGCAGGGCAGCGCAGCUCCGGUGGUUCGGCUGGUUCUUCAGCAGUGUCUGCGGGCCAAGCUGCAGGUAAAGCCGGCGGACGAGCAGCAGGGGGCGCAGUGGGUCCAGGUGGAGCGAGGGAUGGUGGUUUAUGUCUGCUUCCUCAAAGGAGCUUCAGAAGAGUUGGUGCCAAAGAUUGUGUCGUCUGUGUUGAACCUGCGACUGUGCGAGUCCGACUCGGGGGCUCUGGUCUCGGUUCUGGACCUGCCUGGCAGCGUGUUGGUCGUGCCUCAGGCCACACUUGGCGGGAAGGUGAAAGGCAAGUCAGUCCAGUACCACAACAACAUCCAGAAGGAGAUGGGUCUGCGUCUGUAUCAUGCCUUCGUGGCCCAGUGUGAGGCGGAGCUGAGCAAAGCGGCUGGGCCCGGGUUGGGGGUCCUGGUCCAACACGGGACCUACGGGAACAGACAAGUCCUGGAGCUGGAUACCAAUGGACCGUUCACACACCUGCUGGAGUUCUGAGCCUCCUGACCCUGGACUGGGUCGACCUGGGACCAGAGUUUCACACUGUUAUUCUAAAUAAACAAGUAAACAAAUAGUUUUAAUCUUAAUAUUCAGCUUAUUUUCAUUUGAUUCAUGAUACACCCCUCCACCUGGUGGUCCAAAGAUCCUAGUCACGCUGGUUCUGUCAUAAAAGAGGACUAGAAGUAAUGUCAGGUGAGAGAAGAACCAAAUCGCUCGC
Messenger RNA from Synchiropus splendidus (mandarinfish), 890 nucleotides. RefSeq names its product D-aminoacyl-tRNA deacylase 2 (gene dtd2). Bases 167 to 670 code for a protein of 167 amino acids. The transcript is spliced from 4 exons. The record is from RefSeq and is a predicted model, not a curated record. Gene Ontology annotation, molecular function: D-tyrosyl-tRNA(Tyr) deacylase activity. Gene Ontology annotation, cellular component: cytoplasm. Gene Ontology annotation, biological process: tRNA metabolic process. Lineage: Eukaryota; Metazoa; Chordata; Actinopteri; Syngnathiformes; Callionymidae.